GCAGGCAUUCUGUCGACAGGUAAAUAGCCUGAAGGACAUAAACACGACAAAGAAAGUGAACCGAAAUGUCAUAACAAUAUAUGAUGCUGUUGUUUUAACUUGUUUCUAUUGACUACACGGAGUUCCCGCUUUAUCAAAAUGCAAGAAAAAUGACACAACUAGAAGUAGAACCAGUUAUUUUAAAAAAUUACACAAUUGAGAGACGUAUAGGAAAAGGGGCUUAUGGGAUAGUUUGGAAAGCGGUGAAUAAGAAAACACACAAAAAGUUAGCACUCAAAAAGAUAUUUGAUGCUUUCAGGAAUCAAACAGAUGCUCAGAGAACGUUUCGAGAAAUAUCAUUUUUACAGCAAUUUUCCAAUCACCCAAAUAUCAUCCGUCUUUUAAAUGUUAUAAAGGCGGAGAACGACAAAGAUAUUUACUUAGUUUUUGAAUACAUGGAAACUGACUUAAAUAACUGCAUCAAAAAAGGAAAUAUUCUGAAAGAUGUUCAUAAAAGGUUCAUUUUGUACCAGUUGUUACGAGCAGUUAAAUAUAUUCAUUCCGGGAAUGUAAUACACCGUGAUUUAAAGCCAUCUAAUGUUCUGUUAAACUCAGACUGUUUAGUGAAACUAUGUGAUUUCGGCUUGACACGUUCAUUGACAAAUACUCUAGAAAAUCGUACAACAUCUAUGGAAUCAUUUAUAGAUGGAGAUGAUGAUUAUGACAAUCCUGUGUUAACCGAAUAUGUAGCUACGAGAUGGUAUCGGGCGCCAGAAAUUCUGCUAGCUUCAAAUCGUUAUACAAAAUAUGUAGAUAUAUGGAGCUUAGGGUGCAUAUUAGGCGAAAUGUUACUUGGUAAAGCAUUAUUUCCCGGUACAUCGACAAUCAAUCAAAUUGAGAGAAUCAUAUCGGUUAUGGAAAGACCGACAAUACAAGACAUUGAAUGCCUUCAUUCAGACUACGGUAGAUCAGUGUUGGAUAAAGCUUUACAGAAACCAUAUCGUCGCUUACGUACGUUAUUUUCAAAUAAUACAGAAGAACAAGCUUUAAAUUUACUUGAAAAUAUGAUUCAGUUGAAUCCAGAGAAACGCUUCACCGUUGAACAAGCAUUAAAUCAUAGUUACGUGGAAAACUUUCGUGAUCCUUCAUCUGAAAUCGUAUUGAAACAUCCAGUUACCCCAAUUCUAAGAGAUGACAAACAAUUAAGCGUAUCAGAUUAUCGUCAAAAAUUAUAUGAGAUUAUAGUGGAAAAGAAAGCUCAACAUAAAAUGCGAAAAAUGCUGCGUUCAGUUGAACUGAAUGAAAACAAAACAACUGGAAAUUCAUUGGCUUCAAAGAAAGAAUUGAAUCAUGAAAAUACUUCUGAAAACAAAUCCAAAACCGAUCUGAUUAAUCAAAAUAUCAAUAGAGUUGGCUGUCACGAUCCAAAACUAAGUAAUACCAACCAACAAUAUAAACCAACUGAAACAGUAAAUCAAUAUCAAUGUCGCUCUGAUUUAAAUGAGACGAAAUCUCUGUCAGAUUCAUAUAAUUCGCAAAAUCAAGGUAGCACAAAUAUUAACUACAAUGUAUCAAUCUCAUCACCGGUGAAUCAUAUAAAACAUUUACACAGCAACAGUACAUUGGAAAAUGAACACACUUCUCAAUCCAGUGUAUAUAAUCAGCCAAAAUCCACAUCUGUUUCUAUAAUUAAGGCGAGCACAAACUCCAAUCUAACGAACAAUAACAUAUCUGGCGAAUUACGUAGACGAGUAACGAUACCUACCUCAUCUGUCAGUUCACAAAAAUAUAAACAUGAAUUCUCUUUAAACUCAGAGAGCCUAAAUAACACUCAGAUUAUGAAAACCAGUAUGAGUAAGGAAGCAAAUAACCCAGUUAUCCUUCGAGGAAACAGGAAUACAAAUUUCGGAAGAAAUUCUCAACACAAAAAUUUGAAGUUACAUUCGUGAAAUAAUUUCUUAUACAAGAGACCUAGCUAACUGAAGUGAGAGUGUGAACUUUCAUCAGGAAAUAAUCGCUGAUAUUAUCAACUCCUAAUUGUUGUUCUAACUCUUUGGUCUCAAGUAAUACAGCAUGAUUUCAAUGUGUAUUUGUUCGUUGUCACAUAUUUGAAUCUACUAUGCAGAUAUCUUCAGAUUGUCGGUUCAGUAAAAUGAUACUAAAUACUACCAUUAUCUCUUGUUUCAUUAUAUCAAGAAUACUACACCUAACGUGAAGCUCAUGUGCACACAUUAAUCGAAAGAGUAGAAAAAUCCACUUGAUUAAUAAUAUGUCCUAUAUAAAUUAGAACACAAAAGUCAACCAUCUGAUAUAAACCAUCUUUGAUGUUAUUCGAAAUCACUCAUUCUAAAUAUAUUAGUGCAUAUAUUGUCUAAUUAAUUCCUUUCUGCAUAUUUCACCAAAAAAUAUUCUAUUUUUACAUAAUCAAUAGUUGUGUUUCAAAUCUAUCCUAUCCCUGUUUGAUGUGUCUUUCAGGUUGGUUAAAUUGGUAGACAGACACAUGUACUAUUGUCUGCUGUUUAUCUCUCCAUUAAAUGUUUUAUAAAUAAUCCCUUGUAGGCUAACCCCUCCCACACUUUUGAUUAACUUGUACCUUAAAGAGAGAGAGAGUGAAAUUAAAGAAUUGACAGCUUUUAAAUAUACAUACAAAUGAAAAUAAUGUUCUACAGGGGCGAUAAACAUUAUAGUCUAAUGAUUUUAUCAUAACUGUCGACAGAACAAGCAUAAUCUGUAAACAGUCAUUCAAAGUCUGUGGAUUAACUUUUUUUAUAAAAAAACAAACAAAUUUUACACAUAAAUAUAUGAUAUUUGAAGAACAGAAUCCCUGCUGUGUUCUACUUCAUAAAGUAUGAAAAUAUGGAAUUAUGUUGACGAUAAUGAUUCUCAUGAAAAGAUCACUUUUUUUCUAAGCUUUUCUCAUUGAAAUGUACUCGUACAUUCAUACUCACUAACUAGUUUACUGAUUUGAUUUAUCCAGAUGUUAUGUUUUGUAAAUCAGAAGCAAAGGAAAUUGUUAUUACAUAUUAUGUAAUGUUGUAUUGAGAACUUACUACAGUGUUUAUAUGCAUGACUGUUAAGUUAGUUUUAUUAUUAUUUUUUAAUAUACACUAACGGGAUUUAUAAUCCAGUUGCUAAAUUAAGAAAUACUUGCGUCAUUUGUAUCUUCUUACAUAUUUACACACAGGGUGUACACGUGUACACACGGAACAUAUGUCAAUUAAUAAUUGUUCUUAUAUAUUUCUGGAUAAGUAUAGGUGGAACAUAAUCCCAAAGAAAUUUAUUUUUCUAAGAAAUCAAAUUAAAUUCAAGAUUGCUUUUCAUCAUAAACUUAAAUCAGUCAAUCAACUGUCAGUAAUCAUAAAACCCUGAACAUAGAUUAUUUGAAAAUUUUGUGAUAGCUGAUUAAAGAUAACAAAAAUCCUAAAUCUUUUGGCAGUGUUGAGAUCUCUGAGUUGAACAUUGAAUAUUAAAGCUUUUCUUUUCGUUGUGAACAAUGUCAG
Molecule: messenger RNA, 3479 nt
Organism: Schistosoma mattheei
Lineage: Eukaryota; Metazoa; Platyhelminthes; Trematoda; Strigeidida; Schistosomatidae
Source: the annotation of a GenBank genome assembly